Messenger RNA from Radiomyces spectabilis, 1944 nucleotides. RefSeq lists its product as uncharacterized. The transcript has 5 exons. NCBI's taxonomy places the organism in Eukaryota, Fungi, Mucoromycota, Mucoromycetes, Mucorales, Radiomycetaceae. The coding region runs from base 90 to 1628 and encodes 512 amino acids. Gene Ontology annotation, molecular function: snoRNA binding. Gene Ontology annotation, cellular component: small-subunit processome; box C/D methylation guide snoRNP complex. The record is from RefSeq and is a predicted model, not a curated record.
AAGGCGCCACAAAAAAUUGGCUUUCAGUUUUUUUUUCCAAUAACAAAAAGUUUUGAAGAUCCGAUCCUUUCACGGCCUUUCACUUCACCAUGGUUAAUUACGUGUUGUUCGAAACAGCUUCCGGCUAUGCUCUUUUCGAGCGUCUUCAGUCCGAGGAGAUCGGUGCCAAGUUGCAAGAAGUCCAGGAUACCGUUCUCGAUCUCGCCAAGUUUGGUAAAAUGAUCAAACUCAAGUCCUUUGCUCCUUUCAAGAGUGCCGCUGACGCUUUGGAAAACGCCAACGACGUCUCUGAAGGUAUUGUCAAUCCUUCGUUGAAGGCCUUUUUGGAAAUGAACAUGCCCAAGUCUAGCAAGAAGAGCAAGGUCGCUCUCGGUGUCGCCGAAAAGAAUUUGGCUGGUGCUAUCAAGGGCGAACUCGGCUACGAAUGCAGUUCCGAUGAAAUGGUCCAAGAAUUGGUCCGUGGUAUCCGUUUGUGGGCCGAUAAGUUGCUCUCCCAAUUGAAGGAGGGUGAUCUCGAAAAGGCUCAACUCGGUCUCGGUCACAGCUACUCGCGUGCCAAGGUUAAGUUCAACGUCAACCGUGCCGAUAACAUGAUCAUUCAAGCCAUCGCCUUGUUGGAUCAAAUGGACAAGGAUGUCAACACAUUCUCCAUGCGUGUCAGAGAAUGGUAUUCGUGGCAUUUCCCUGAACUUGUGAAAAUCGUCAAUGAUAACUACAAAUACGCCAAAUUGGUCAAGAUCAUCAAGAACAAGGCUGAAUUGUCUGAAGAACAACUCGACAGCAUGGCUGAAGUCGUCGAUGGUGAUGAAACGAUUGCCAAGCAGAUCUUGGAUGCUGCUCGUGCAUCCAUGGGUACCGAUAUUUCUCCCGUCGAUAUGAUCAAUAUUCAAAACUUUGCUGACCGUGUCAUCAGCUUGGCCGAUUACCGUCACAAGUUGCACACUUACUUGAUCACCAAGAUGAACUACGUUGCACCUAACCUUGCCGCUGUCAUUGGUGAAGUCGUUGGUGCUCGAUUGAUCUCGCAAGCCGGUUCGUUGACCAAUUUAUCCAAAUACCCAGCCUCCACUUUACAGAUUCUGGGAGCUGAAAAGGCCCUCUUCCGUGCCUUGAAGACCAAAGGAAACACACCCAAGUACGGUUUGAUCUACCACUCGUCCUUCAUUGGCCGUGCUGGCGCCAAGAACAAAGGUCGUAUCUCUCGUUACCUCGCCAACAAAUGCAGUAUUGCCUCCAGAAUCGAUUGUUUCUCUGACAAACCUACCGAUAAGUUUGGUCAAGCUUUAAAGUCACAGGUGGAAGAACGUCUUGCUUUCUUUGACAGUGGUGCUGUUCCCGAGAAGAACAUUGAUGUCAUGCACAAGGUGUUGGCCGGUUUGGAUCUCGAUGAAGACGAAGAAGAGCAAACCGAAGUGGCAGUAGAAAAGACAUCCAAGAAGCGAAAGGCUGACGAUGCCGAAGAAGCUGCUGAGCCCAAGAAGUCAAAGAAGGAGAAGAAGGCCAAGAAGGCCGAAGCCGCAGCAACCGCCGACUCUGGCGAAAAGAAGGAAAAGAAGGACAAGAAGGAGAAAAAGGAAAAGAAGGAGAAGAAGGAGAAGAAAGAAAAGAAGAAGAGCAGCAAAGAGUAAAAAAACAGAAAAAAAAAGAAAGAAUAACAAGCAAAAGCAUCCCUUUUGUUGUAGUCGUUUUCAGUAGUAGUUUUUUUUUCAUUAUUUUUCUUUCAUUUGGUUUUUUUCCAGGAAAAUGUCCCACUUCCUUCAAUGUAAAUCGUAUAUAAACCAUUUUUUUCAGCAUCCUUAGAAUAAAACCCAUAUCGUUUGACUUUAUCAUUUCAUUAUCCUUUUGUGGAGAACUGAGUUGGCAGUGUUUAAUCUCGACCAAGCAAAAGAAAUCAGAAAAUUUUGCUCCCUAUUUGGCUCUUUUUCACCAAUUGUGGUAUUUUCU